AAAUAUAAGAGCAAGUGUACUAAAAUCUCUGCUAGCAGACAGUUUAAAGGCCAACAUAUGCAUUUGAGCGAUUUCAGCUAGCAUGCAGCAAGAAAACAAAGUCCCUCCGGCGGAUCAUCAAAGCACGUGCUUAUACUUGACCCCAAAGCCACAGCGUAGGUGCUUCACGCGCAAGAAACGAGCGGCGAACGACGAAUCCCGGCUGUGCUUGCAAUCCAUCAGCUCGAACGAAAAAGCGCCGGCUGCUGAGGCGAAGCGAGAACGAUUGUCUUAAUUGCCUAGCCCUAGCGCUUUACUGCUUAACGUAUAAUGACUAAGUUGGAAUACCCAGAGAACGAGCGUGAACGAGCGUUGGAAAAUGUGGAUAAAAUGCUUUUUACGAUUGCCUCCGAACUACCGACACUGCUAGGGGAAGUGUGUUCUGUCAGCAAUGCAUUAAAGGACACAAAGCUGUGCAACUUUAGUUCGCUAUGCGCGGUGACAAGCGAACUUCCACCUAGCAUCGCCACUGAGCUCCGAAUAGCCCAUGAGGCAGCAGACAGCAAGCAGUUUUUCCUCUGCACCAAGGGAAUAGCGGAUGCAUCCGACAGACUGACGACGCUAAUGGCGGAAGCAAAGCAGACCCGUCGUAAACUCGACCAGUUUCUUGCAAUCAACACGGCAGCGGCGGAACAGCAGCAGCAGCUCCAGAGGUCGUGCAUUUAUCUCGACCAAGCACUGGGCCUACUGUUUGCCCUAGAUCUUGAGCUGCACGAGAUAAAGCUUGCCGCCAGUGCGCUGUACCUGCAUGGACAGAAGGCAGGAGCCGCCCAGCUGCGGGAAACGGAAGGAUUGAAAGGCGCAGUAGCACGUCUCGUGGCAUUCUCUCGUCAAAGCACUUCACCUCAACCCUGGCUACGAUAG
This is a messenger RNA of Anopheles merus, 903 nucleotides long. RefSeq lists its product as uncharacterized. The record is from RefSeq and is a predicted model, not a curated record. Bases 310 to 903 code for a protein of 197 amino acids. NCBI's taxonomy places the organism in Eukaryota, Metazoa, Arthropoda, Insecta, Diptera, Culicidae. The transcript has 4 exons.